This is a messenger RNA of Porites lobata, 2800 nucleotides long. Lineage: Eukaryota; Metazoa; Cnidaria; Anthozoa; Scleractinia; Poritidae. The record is from the annotation of a GenBank genome assembly.
AUGUUAGUUUUGUACAUUCUCUAUCAAUCUAGGCAAGCAGAAAAACUUUCAACAACUAAAGUACUUCAGAAGUAUAGAAACGUGACAUCCCUCAUGUUAACAAAAGCUCAACAAAGGACUCUGUUAUUGUUGGUGUAUAAUGAAUUCUUCGGCAACAAGAAGUGGAUUAAUGUUGAUGAUGAUUGUUCUGUGCCAAGAACAAGGAAAACUCCUUGCAGAAAAGACAAGUUUGAGGUCACCUACGAUAAAGGACGAUUUUAUGACAGCGACUUCGUCUUGAUUCACGCCGCUAGUAACUUGCCUAGCAUGGAGCACUUAAAUGAGAUCUGGAAGCAAAAACCCUUUGGGCAAUUGUGGAUUUAUUUUCUAAUGGAGAGUCCGAUAACUUCCCCCGAUACAUCGCGUUUUAAAGGCAUGUUCGACUUGACCUUUUCUUAUCGGACAGAUUCCGAGUUUUGGUUUCCUUAUGGAACUUACGAGGAAAUUCCAUUCAUCAUCAACCUCUCGCAACAUGAUUUUUCCAUCGGCAAGGACAAACUGGUUAUAUGGCCCGUAAGCAACUGUAGGCCACCGAUUAGAAAGUUGCUCGUUCAUGAAUUGCAGAAAUACAUCACAGUUGAUGUGUAUGGACGCUGCUCGGAACAGUUUGGUGAAGCGAGGGACUGCCCACGCCACACCGAAUCUUGCAGAAUUGUUACCAGGCAUUACAAGUUUUUACUAGCUUUUGAAAAUGCCCUGUGUGAAGAUUACAUCACUGAAAAGUAUUGGGAACACUUAGGUAUGCUGUUUUGGUGUGUAUUGAAUUAGAAUUUUUGUAAUUUCGGUACAGUGCAGCGGUUAUAUUGAUCGUGAAAAUCAAAUUCAGUCGACGUCAGCGGCAGAUUGGCUCUUGACGGAAAAGUGUUCUCCUGAACACUGCUCGUAUUUUUUACCUCUAAUCAUAGUUAGUCCCCUCUACUUACGUUCUAAUUCGCUUCGCUCAAACGAACGUAAAUUAUUUACCGCUUAAAUAACCGCAAACACCAGGCGAAAUCAGCUAUGGGUGGAUCGCGUGCGAACCCUAACAAGCGAGCAUUAAGCUCAAACUGCUUUUGGUUGCCUUUAAACUUCAUUUGAGUCACUUGCUUAUCCAGCUUAGAUUUCGACUCGAGCUGCUUAGUCUUUUUGUCUAGCUUAGACUCUAAGUAUGUUUUGAACAUUGAAAAGACUUCGUUGACCAUCGGCGAUUCAUCUUGGUCCAAAGACCUAGGAGUGCCCAUGUUUUCCUCGGCCGCGUCUCCGGGAGUAGGCAUAAUUGACGAGAUUUAAAAUGUCCGAAGCAGAAAAACAGCUCUAAAGUGCUAAGGUCGCGAGCGAGAGAGAGAGAACAAACUGAAAACAGCAACAACAAUAACAGUAACAGUGGAAAAUAUAUUAACUAUGCUCUAAUAUACCGACAAAUCUAUGCAUGGCUUUGUUAAAUUUCUCAUUGUGUUGCUUCGUUCUCCAUCGUUAUGCUUUUGUUCAGUAUUGUAAUGUGAACACAAUACAAUACAAUGCUAUCCAUAAAUUUGUCCGGAGUAUUGGACAUGCAUAGCGAUCGAUCUACUUAAGUUUUCGGCUUGAACAAAGAGACCAGCUCAACUUUUGAAAACAGUGAGAGUUAAGUUUAGUUAAUUUAGUUUAAUGAUAUUUAGAAAUUACAUACAUACAAAACAACAGCAAGCUGAUGGGAGAUGAAAACAAAGCAGAAGCCCCAAAAGACUUUCAACUGGCAUACAAUGGCAAAACUAUAUGAAAAAAAUACUAAAAUUGGACGCAAAAAAUGUAUAUUAAGGAAGAAAGGGUGUGCGCCGUAAGAAUGUUCUACAGAAUGGUGAACGAUAGGAACUUAGCCUGGUCUUAUAGUGAGCAACACCGUUUUCCACUGGUUUUAAUUAGUUUUUCGUAGUUGCUCAUCAAGCUACAUUUAUAACGGGUUUGCGUAGAAUGCGAGUCGAGUGGAGUUGCGAGUUGCGAAUGAGGCAGUUGCGAAUAAUGGAAAAUUGACGAGCUCAGUAAAGAAAUUCGAAGGGAUAUCUUUUUAUAUCUUGUGACUAAAGCGCUGUCACGUGCUUGGUCCGACUAGCUAAAAAUUUCAAAAACAGGAGCCUCCCUAGUCACAAGAUGUACCUUUUACGAAUCAACAAAUUUUCAAAGCGGAUUUAACUAUAUGACUCUAUAUUGACAGAAAAUACAGACCGCAGGUCUUCAACUUUCCAUUACUCGCAACUCGCAACUAGCAACUGCACAACUCGCAAAAUAACCAGUCCCAUUUAGAACUAGCCAAGUUUUUUCGGUCAAAAGUGCUAAAUUUUCGUUCAACGUUUUUAUUUUUCAUACGACAGGGGAUGAAGAUGUUGUACCAGUAGUCAUGGGAGGUGCGAAUUACACCAAACUUGCAAUUCCUGGUUCCUACAUCAACGUGCUGGAUUUCAAAACUGUGAAAGAUCUUGCAGAUUAUCUUCACUACCUCGACAGGAACAGCACCGCUUAUAAUGAGUACUUCAAAUGGCGGCAAAAGUAUCGCAAAAUCACGUUGCAGACGUUCUGCUCUUUCUGCGAAGUCUUGAGUUCCGAGAUUGAUUUAAGAGGUCACACAGAACUUACAGACUUCUGGGUGACACAAGGAAAAUGUGACCUGAAAGAUCAGUUAGUGCUGAACAUGUGGGCUCAUAGCAGCAAAUUUUCAGAAUAUUUUCUUUUUCUAAUGUCUCUUAUCUUUAUAAUAGCUAUGGUAAUGACAUUAAUGAUUUAUUUAACUCAAGUAUACCUGCUGUAA